This is a messenger RNA of Meloidogyne enterolobii, 222 nucleotides long. Lineage: Eukaryota; Metazoa; Nematoda; Chromadorea; Rhabditida; Meloidogynidae. The record is from the annotation of a GenBank genome assembly.
AUGAAUUAUUCAACUACAUUAAUUAUAUUUAUUUUUUCAAUAAUAUUACUUAUUCAAUACCUAAAUAGCCAAAAAUGUAUCAAAGAAGGGAAAGAUUGUUGUGAUAAAAUAAAAUGUACCAAGGGUUGUUGUGGCAAUUUAACAUGCCAAAGUUUGCCAAAAUAUGAAAGUGGAAAUAUUUAUGUUGGUCUCCGAAAUAUCUGUGGGAAAGGUAAAUUUUAA